Setaria italica (foxtail millet) is the source of this 1000-nucleotide messenger RNA. Its product is annotated as protein DETOXIFICATION 16. Gene Ontology annotation, biological process: transmembrane transport. Bases 43 to 492 code for a protein of 149 amino acids. The transcript is spliced from 4 exons. Gene Ontology annotation, molecular function: antiporter activity; xenobiotic transmembrane transporter activity. NCBI's taxonomy places the organism in Eukaryota, Viridiplantae, Streptophyta, Magnoliopsida, Poales, Poaceae. The record is from RefSeq and is a predicted model, not a curated record. Gene Ontology annotation, cellular component: membrane.
CGCGUUUCCAACGAACUCGGUGCUGGGCAGCCGCACGCAGCAAUGCUAGCCGCGCGAGUUGUGGUGUGUAUGACCUUGUCGCAAGGCGUGGUGCUGGCAACGAUCAUGAUUCUUCUGCGUAGCAUUUGGGGAUAUGCAUACAGUAGCGAGAAGCAAGUAGUGGCAUACAUUGCAAGAAUGAUUCCCAUUCUUGCGGUAUCGUUCAUCGUCGAUGGCAUUAAUGGUUCUCUUUCAGGGGUAAUCACCGGAUGUGGCAAGCAGACAAUUGGCGCUCGCGUUAAUCUCGGCGCGUUUUACCUGGUUGGCAUUCCAAUGGGGGUGUUUCUUGCGUUUGUGUUCCGUCUAAAUGGAAUGGGUCUUUGGCUUGGCAUUGUGUGUGGAAGCAUCAGCAAGCUAGCGUUGCUCCUGUGGAUUACAAUGCGCACAAACUGGGAGAAUGAAGCUAUCAAGGCCAAGGAAAGGGUUCUCAGCUCGUCGGUGCAAACAAAAUGAUGGGAGUUGCUACCAUGUCACGUAAAUAUAUCAUUUGUCACAUGAAUGUGUGUCAUUUGUCAGUUCUUUAGUUGUAGAUACAUGUAUGGGGCAAGGCCAGCUGGUUUUGAUCCUCUCGAGUCUUGGAACCCUGUCACAUAUUCUGUGCCAGGAUAAGUACCGAAGAGGUAGUAACAUAGCGAUAUAUAAUCGAUCCCAAGUAUGACAAACAAAAGUAAUUGACAGCUUCUCCCACACUUUUUUGCAAAUUAAACACCAGGAAAGGGUUCUUCAUGUUAAUAUACAUGAAAUUGAGUACUUCUAAAUGCAAUGAAACUGGCCCUUGGUUAGGUGACUCCUAUUAUACUAGUGUAUUCCGGAAGAUGUUUAAGCCCACUAGCUAUCCAGAGAGCCCAGCUGCAGCCGCGUUCCGUUCUGUUUACACGACACAUGCUGCUGCGCGCCUACGUUUCGUAGGUCUUGUUUAGGCCUAGUUUAGUUUCCAAAUUAAGAGUGGUAAAAUUUACAU